This is a messenger RNA of Stereum hirsutum FP-91666 SS1, 1554 nucleotides long. RefSeq lists its product as uncharacterized. The record is from RefSeq and is a predicted model, not a curated record. Lineage: Eukaryota; Fungi; Basidiomycota; Agaricomycetes; Russulales; Stereaceae. The transcript has 3 exons. The coding region runs from base 1 to 1554 and encodes 517 amino acids.
AUGACGAUUCCUCCAUCCUCCCAUACCGGUACCCCCAGCCCUUCCGCAUCAGACCCGACCAACACCCCGACCCCGACCUCAAACGGAAACCCUCCUCACCCCAAACAACGUCGAAGCUCCUAUCCCGGUCCUGGACGUACUCCCUCCCCGCUGACCACCACGAAUGGCGCUCGGAAGAAGAACGGGUCGACGCUGCUCAUGGCGGGGAACGCGCUCCAACUUCGACUCGACUCGGAUUCGGAAGUCGACGACGGGGAUGGGGAGGUUCCUGUGGGUGGUGCGACGACCGCCAUAAACCGCACCUACGCCCUCGUCGAGCCCGAACCCAGCCCUAACGCCAGCCAAAACCCAGACGCCCAUCCCCAGGAUGUCCCGAUCCCCGUCCUGCUCUCCCGCCCUCUAACACCCAACCCCGAGCACAGAGACCGACCACAGGAGGCCCCAACGACGUUGAACCGCGUGCGUUUCCACUCGCGCGUCCGUAUCGCGUCCGGACUACGUAAGAAACAUCAACAUACCCCGCACCCUUCUUCCUCUUCCACCUCAUCGGCGCCACCGUACCCCUCCCAAUCCCCCUCCACCCGUCCCCCCCUCACGCACUCCCACUCCCACCCAGCCCCGCACUCCCUCUCGCAUUCCCGUUCCCGUUCCCGCGAGGAGUAUACAAGUUCUUCUUCUUCGUCUCCCUCCUCCUCCAUCUCCGCGCCUCUGAGAAGCCAGCCCGACGAGAACACGCCGAGAGGGCCACUCGUCCAGCGUAUCUCGUUAUUAGCCGCGAAUGCGCUACAGAAGAGACAGGCGAAGAUGAGUUGGGCUGCUUCCACUCCCUCUAGCCAACAUGAACAUCCCGAUCCUGGUUCCGGUUCUACUUCACAUUCAUAUUCAUAUAAGUCGGAUGGGGCGGUGGCGGGAGAUGGAGAUAGGGACGGCUCAGGAGUGGGGGCAGAAGGAGAGAGGAUGGGGGUAGAAGGAGAGAGAACGGGAUCAGGAAUGGGCGAACGCACGCCCCUGACGCCGACGAGAGGCCGCUUACCCGCUGCUUAUGGAUCCAACAUCCGACGUGGAAGCCUAGGUGGGAGACGGAGGACGGUUUCCUACCCUGGUCCUGGUCCUGGGUCUGGGUCAAAUACUCACGCAUCUCAUGGGUCUGGGUCGAAUGGGACCGGAACGAGAUAUGGGCACGGGUAUGGAGGGUACGAAGACGAGGAGAACAGCGAGGAUGAAGAGGAGGAAUAUGUAUAUCCGGAAGAUGUGGGUGUGCGGAGGGUUGGGAUCUUACAAGCACAACGAUAUAGGCGGAGGAAUGGGGGUGGGAGUGGGAGUGGGAGUGGGAGGCGGCCGUUGUUGGCCCGGGGAGCGGGGGAGGAGCGGGAUGGAGAGGAAGGAGAGGAGGAGGGUGGGGAUGGGGAUGGGGAGAUGGGGGAGGAGGAGUGGGAGGACGUGUUGUUUGGGAAGUGGCCUUGGAGGGUUUGGAAUCGACAUUGGUGGUGGUGGCAGGUCGAGACGAAGCUCUGCUGCUGCUGUACGGACGAGUCAGACGAGGAGAUUGAAUGA